AUGAAUAAGGAAGCAGGUGUUAAUUUAUAUAGCUCAGGGGUGUGGAAACUGAUUUGGAAAUUACGUGUUCCUCCUAAAGCUAAGGAUUUGUUAUGGCGAGCGGCUUCAGAUUGUCUUCCCACGAAAACAAGGCUCCAAUCAAGACAUGUACCGAUACAAAGCAAUUGUCCCAGGUGUGUUAAUCAACCCGAGACUCCGUUUCACUGCUUGGUUGACUGUCCUUUUGCUGCACAAUGUUGGAACUGCAGUGGUAUCACGCUAAAUAUUCAGGGCUAUGUUUCUUUUGCUGGUUGGUUGGAAGCUGUAUUUGAUCGAAUUGCUGCAGCCACUAGAGAACAAAUUGCCGUGACCUGCUGGGCGAUUUGGAAAACCAUAAAUGAUCUGGUAUGGUCUGAGAAGGUGUCUACAGCCGAGAGUGUAGCUGUUCUUGCUCAAGUUACUCUCUCGAAUUGGUCUCAAGCUCAAGACAGAUCACUCGUCCCUCUUCCUGCUUAUCUCUCUGCUGCUGAUGGCUCGGAUACAUGGCAGAAACCAGCUGCUACAUCGAUAAAAAUCAAUGUUGAUGCUGCAAUUUUUGACAGCAAUGGCACAUAUAGCUUUGUGUGUGUUGCUCGGGAUGCAAGUGGCCAUUUGGUGGAGGCUAUCACAUGUUGUAGGGCUGGUGUUGUUCAACCGGAGAUGGCUGAGGCCAUGGGGGUUCGUGAAGCUCUCAGCUGGAUUAAGAAGAAGGCUUGGCACGGGGUAGUUGUGGAGUCGGAUUGUCUUUCGGUGAUUCAAGCAAUUCGUAGUAACCUUCCUUUAUUAUCUUAUUUUGGAAGUGUUAUAUCUGAUUGCAAAUUGUUAUUGGAACAAAUUGGUGAUGUUUCUAUUUAUUUUAUUAAGCGGUCUGCUAAUAGCGUUGCUCACUCCUUUGCGAGGGCUUCCUAUUUUGUUGCUGAUCGUACUCUCUUAAGCAAUGACGUUUCUACUGAUUUGCUUCAUGUAAUCAUGAAUGAUUGCAAUUAA
Cannabis sativa is the source of this 1005-nucleotide messenger RNA. RefSeq lists its product as uncharacterized. The record is from RefSeq and is a predicted model, not a curated record. Gene Ontology annotation, molecular function: nucleic acid binding; RNA-DNA hybrid ribonuclease activity. Bases 1 to 1005 code for a protein of 334 amino acids. The transcript has a single exon. NCBI's taxonomy places the organism in Eukaryota, Viridiplantae, Streptophyta, Magnoliopsida, Rosales, Cannabaceae.